This is a messenger RNA of Colletotrichum gloeosporioides, 1107 nucleotides long. RefSeq lists its product as uncharacterized. The record is from RefSeq and is a predicted model, not a curated record. The coding region runs from base 1 to 1107 and encodes 368 amino acids. NCBI's taxonomy places the organism in Eukaryota, Fungi, Ascomycota, Sordariomycetes, Glomerellales, Glomerellaceae. The transcript is spliced from 2 exons.
AUGGAUGAGGGAGGUAUACGAGAACUACUGGAGCUUGAGUUAGCGAACCUCGAAACCAUGAACAUCGAGUAUGCUUGCGGAACCGCCAAGGCUGUCGACACGGAGAGAAGAGAAGAACUCAACGCCGGCAUACUCAAGUUUGCUAUUCUCGAUGGUUGCAGGCACGCGGAUGCAGUGCAGUCCAACGAGGUCGAAGGGACGGGGUCUCUGUGCAAGAUCCACGCACAAGACUCCGUCUACUUCUGCCAACCAACUCUUUCCCGCCUAAAACUCGCAAACUUGGACCUCUCGACAUUCAGAAAACAGCCCUCUGAGCCAUUUCCUAUGGAGGCUCUCCAACACCUGGAGAUUAACGACUGCCACAUCCACAUCGCAAGUCUUGGAAAGUUCUUAAAGCGAGCCACAUCACUCCUGAGCUUUCGCUUCCGCCAUCACCGUCGUCUAUCGUUCUGCAGGAGGUCUUUCGUUUCUCUACUAUCGGGAUGCAAAGAAACCCUCGAGACUCUUGAGCUAUCUUGGAGAUCGUCUCUUUCGCACUAUGAUUUCAGGGGUCCGAUGCUUUUCGAAGAGUUCACAGCUAUGAAGCAGCUUCUGGUCGACCCUCAAGCCCUCUUCGUGAACUACCUUGGGAGCACAAAUUUGCGCCCGAUGUUGAAGCAUGUUCUCGCGCCAAAUUUGGAGGUACUCAUGUUGGAAGGCGUUAGGGAACGCGCUCAUCAGCAUGACAGUGACCAGGAUCACCUUGGGCAAACAUCCACCAUUGGGCAACCAGUCGAGAAGUUACUCAGCGACAUCAUCAGGUUCAAGGGCAAGAUUCUGCCGCAUUUGCGUUAUGUACUUCUCUGCGACUGUUUGAGCAUUGAAGGUCUCGAACGAUUCUACGAGAUGGCGGACACGCAGAAUGUUCGUUUGGCAUUGUUGAACACGCACAUGGACCAGCCUGUGCCGAACCUUGAGUUGCUAGAUUCGAGUUGGGCUGAACAUGCUUCGGAUGCAGAGAGAGGGACAGACUAUCAGCAAGUUCGCUGCUAUGACGGAAGGGGGUGGGUUUGCCCAGAUGCAUCAUUCACCGUCGGCGAAACCCAAAGCGAGGAGAACUCAACAUAG